AUGAGCCUCAGCUCGCUUGUCAUUUACAUAGGCAGCCUUUGCCUUGCUUCGUGUAUCACAGAGCCACUGAGCAGGUCUCAUUGCUCGAGGCCCGUUGAAGAUGAGGUGACUCUCCACGAUCAUUGGAGAUCCGAGGAUACCAAGACGCGAGAGCAAAGCGCGAGAACGAGCGUCUGGGGCGUGGUUGAAGGCGAUGAAGAAGAGGAGGACGUCUGGUCCAACUUUCAGGUUUUCAGGACACUUGAGGCAGCUCUAACCUUCAGGACCAUGAAGAAAGGAGUCGACCAAGAGCACCUCCUUACCUGCUGCGGAAAGCUCAGCAUUGAAGCACUGCAGCAGCCUCGGGCAGAGUGGCGGAGUGCAGCUCGGAUCGAGGAAAGCCUAGCGAGCACUGCGAAGGGCAGCAGGGUGAACUGGAAUCAGGACGAGGUGGAGGACACGAGUCCGAAGACACCGAAGACACCUAAUUCAGGUCAUCGCAGUAUGACCAGCAGGAGCUCCCGAAGCUCCUUCAGCCAUCUGUCCCACAACGCCCGGAGGGCGGCGGCCACGCGGGCGGCCAUGGCUCAGCUGCAUAUCGACCUCGAGGAUCCCGACGGCCAGUCGGAGGGCCGCUCCGCCGGGGGAGGCAGCGUGCUGGCGAGGGCCGCCAGCGCGGUCUCGCGGAUCCUUCGGGCCGGACUUCCGGCGGCUGCCACACCUUCUGAGAAAGAUGAUCCUCCGCGGGAACAUUGCUCACAGGUCGUUGCCGCGGGUGCCAAGAAGAGUCUUCAACAGCUGCAGAUUUCUUCACCUGUGUACUUAUACGAUGUCGAGGACGCGAUCUCCAGACCCGCGGACGUGGUGAAGAACCUCUCAGACCAAGGCUGCUGCUUCGUCUCGCAUGCCGUCCCAGCCAGCUGCUGCCAGCGACUGGCAGCUUACGUCGAUGACGCCCUUGCCGCUGCCCAGAGGCACGUGGAGCUGUCGGGAGACGGAGAUGCGCGCUACGCGCGCCGUCGCUCCUACUUCCGGAGGUUGGCCUAUGCAACCCGACGAGACCGCAUCGAGUUCACAUUGCCUCUGGAAGAUGAGGUCAGGGAAGUGCUCGAGCGGAUGGUUGCCUCGUUGGGGCAGAUCUUGGAGCCGUUUGUGACCCGACACGGCCGACUCGUCGAUCUCUCCUGCAUGAUCUCCGACCCGGACUGUGAGUACCAACCUCUCCACUCGGACACCUCGCUGGAGCGCGUCAAGUUCACUUGUUUCGUUGCCCUACAGGACGUGACAGUCGAGAUGGGCCCCACAUAUCUCUGCCCGGGCACCCAGAACUACGAGCACCACAGCGCUCUCGAUGCCAUGCAGAAAAUGCAGUUGCCUCAUGAUGAAAUGUUGGAACGCCUGGGUGGCGUCCCGGUCCUCUGUCAGACUGGUGAUGCGUACGUCAUGAACUCGCAACUCUUGCAUUGUGGUGGUGCCCAGGCAUCUGCCGUGGCCGGGGGAAAGCGCCGGCGUUUGCUGUAUGUGACCUGGCACCUGCCUGGCAUCACGCCCGGAGAGCACUCCUUGAGAGACGAGCUGGUGGGACGCUUCCGCCUCGGCGACUUCGAUAAAGGGGGCCCUGCCCUUCCGGAGGACUUCGAUGAGGAAUACAGCGAGCUCUUCAUUGCGGCCAACAAGUUGGAUGAUGCGGAGGCCAUGCUCCAAUUUGCCAAGUGCCUCAGGGAGCGCGGAGAUUUGGGGGCCGUCGCCUGGAUGCGGCGCGCCUGCCGCCGGGGGCAUCCCUUGGCGUGCAUGCACCUGGCGGAGGUCUUCUGCCUGGGAGAGCUCGGGAUGGCCCAAGAUCUGAAGAAGGCCGAGGAGCUGCGCACUUACGCCAUGGCACUCUGCGAGAAGCUGAAGAGGCGAGGUACUGAUGGCGAAGAGCCGGAGCUGCCUCUCUGCUUGAAGUGUAGAGUGAGGGCAGACGUGGUCCAAGAUGAGCAAGACUUCAGUCUCCACCACCCACCCGUCCUUCAUCCUCACCUCUGGAGCUCCAGAACAUCCGAACCAAAUCUAAGGCCGACGCUGACGUCCAUCAGCCAGCGGCGGACCCUGGCUUCGAUGGUGUCCUUCCGUCUGAACUCACCGCAGCUCCUCCGGGCCACCAGGGCUUACAAGCCGCUGGUCAAUCUGGGAGCCGUCUUGCGGGAUCGCAGGUCCACGCGGGUGGGCUUCGGGAGAUCCCUGAUCGGACAGGCCAUGGCGUCUGCCGAAAACGUCGUCCGACACACAGAGUCCUUUGAUGACUACAUGUUGAGCUUCCAGACCCGAGAGAUCGACCAAUUCUGGUCCCACAGCUGGCGAGCGAAUACCUUUCUGAAGGUGAUGGUGCUGCUGCUCUACUACAACCAGGCGCCGGCUGCCUUCUUCAGCAUCCUCAGCGGCGGUGUUGGGAUGGCUCUGCGAGCCCUGCACAUCUUGCCGUAUUUCGUGAAGCUGGAGUCUGCCGUGGUGGGUGGGACCUAUCUCUAUGCGGCCUGGACAUCCAUCUUUGGCCUCACGGCUUUUCUUUCCGUCCUCUUUCUUUGGCGGCCCAAGCAGAGGGUGUUUCUGGACAAGGUUUGCAUCCACCAGAAGGACCCCGUGCUCAAAAAGGAAGGUGUGGAGAGCAUCGGUGCUUUCCUCUACUAUUCCAAGACCAUGCUGGUCUUGUGGGAUCCCAGCUACGCCACCCGCUUGUGGUGUGUCUUCGAGAUGGCUGCAUUUGCGUGGGCCCACAGGAAUGACCUGAAGAAUCGUGUGGAGAUCCGCCCGGUGAUAUUUGCACCGGUCUACUUUGGGCUCAUGGUGACCUCGGUCAUCAACUGGGCCUUGCUCACCAUGUUCCCGAGGACCCCGACGAUGAGCAUCACCGUCUGGCCGGCUCUCCAGUCGAUCAUCUGCAUCCUUGGGGUGCACUUCUUGAGGUCUUUUCACAGAGACAUGACCAUCCUCCGACAGCAUUUGGCGGAGUUCCAGGCAGCGAACGCCCAAUGCUACUGCUGUAGUGUGUCACAUCGACUGCCUGAGACGGGUGAAAGGAUCGCUUGUGAUCGAGAGGUCAUCCAAGCGUGUAUUAUGACAUGGUUUGGCACCUUGACGGACUUCGACAGCUUCGUGCAAGCUGAGCUGGCUGGCUACUUCUGGCGGUCACUUGGGCACUUUGGCUUGCCGUAUCGUUGGGUGCUGGGCUCACAGCUCCCUGUCCUGUGGGCUUAUAUGGACAUAGUGGCAGAUAGCAUCCAGGGUGGAGAUGUGUGGUACAUCUCCUCCAUGGUCGUCGAAGGACUUGCCAUGUGGCUCUGUGCGAGCCCUCUGGUUGUGGCCUUUGUGAUUUGGGUGACGAACCUCUUGCAGAGAAAGCGCAAGCUGGCCGUCUGCGACACUUUAGUGUCGCUUUGGGCAGCAUCACUGGCGCUCAUUCCCGUCGGGACGCUGACUUUCCUAUGGUACGUGUCCCGCUUCGCCAUCUCCCCCACCAACCCGCUUCCCGGCGCCAUCGUCUUCCUCAUUGUCAUGCCUGUAACGGCAGAGGUGACAACGCUUACAUACAAGUCCGUGGGGGAGGUCGAACUGCUUUGCAUGUGGCUGAGCUCCGUGCUGGAGCACCGAGCAUCGAGCAUCCGCGUUGGAGUGUUGGUGCAGGGUCCACCUGUGACCGAUGCAUAG
Symbiodinium sp. CCMP2456 is the source of this 3666-nucleotide messenger RNA. NCBI's taxonomy places the organism in Eukaryota, Dinophyceae, Suessiales, Symbiodiniaceae. The record is from the annotation of a GenBank genome assembly.